AACACGGGUUCAUCAGCGCAGCUGGGCGAGGAGCCUCCAGUCUCCCAAGUGGAAGCAUUUCCCCGUGUGUCUGCCAUGAUAAAUCAGCUGCCGUUAGGCUGAAUAACCGCAUUCAGGCCGGUUACAGUAGGAAACUUGUCUGGGUGGACACUGUGCCAUUGCUCUGCAGAGAGCAGCCGGGGCUGGUGGCUGGCGUUGCGCUGAAAUAUCGCAUUGAGCGCUUGCUCCAAAGCUCUCCUGGCAGCCGCGGGGGCUUUAGAGCAGUGAUAGAGAGCAGAGGGAAUGCCAGGAGAGGCACUGUGGAAAGGCAGGGUUAGACCAACGCCUCGCUGAUCCCCCCGGCAAUGAAGGAGCACACUUGGAUGUGUUAGAUGCUGCAAGGACCCAGGGGAGCUCGGGUUGUCUCUGGGGCAAUUUGCAGGCUAAACUUGGCUGGCUGCUCGCCCUCGAAGCUGCAAAGGCAAAGUGGGUUCGUAUCUCCCAUCGACCUCUCAUAGGGCACAGCUUGUGUCCUUUUGUGACCCAUGGAAGCCAGUCCCUAUGCCGGGGAGGACAUGGGAAUGGGAGGUGCUUGCUCAUGUGUGGGUUAUAAAGGGCCCGGUGAGGUCCUGACCCGUGCUCAGCCGUUUCCUGUCUCACUCCAACACAGGAUCCCUCUCUGGAGGUGGUGGGGAUAAAGCAUCCUGUGUCGCCCCAUCCCUGCAGUGACAAGCAGCGUGUGUCAUCCCGGUGGAGACAGAGCUGGGAAAUAAAGGUCAACAAUGCAGUUCCUAGCCUGGUUCAGUUUGCUGCUUCUACUUCCUUGUUGCAGUACCACCAAGACCUGCUUCCCCGGCUGCCACUGUGAAGUGGAAAGCUUUGGUCUCUUUGACAGCUUUAGCCUGACCAAGGUGGACUGCAGCGGGAUAGGCUCACACAUUGUUCCCGUCCCAAUCCCUCUGGAUACCUCCUACUUGGAUCUAUCAUCAAACAAACUGGAAACAAUCAAUGAAUCGAAGCUCACCGGCCCUGGAUACACCACCUUGGUGAGCCUUGACCUGAGCUACAAUAAGAUUGCCAAGAUUUCCUCCACAACCUUCUCCAGGCUUCGAUACCUGGAGUCCUUGGACCUGAGUCAUAACUCUUUGGAAGUCCUUCCGGAGGACUGUUUCUCCAGUUCUCCUUUGGGCGACAUAGAUUUGAGCAAUAACAAGCUCUCGGAUAUAGCGAUGGACAUUUUUGCUUCAAAAGGCCAAGGAAAACCCUUGAAUGUGGAUCUAUCCAAUAAUAUGCUCAGCACAAUUACGAGACACCGUGAAAAGAGCAUCCCAAAUAUCCAGAACUUGAAUCUUUCUGGGAACAGGCUGACGUCUGUGCCAAACCUUCAAGGCAUCCCUCUCCGAUACUUAAAUCUUGAUGGGAACCCCAUAGUCAAAGUUGAGAAAGGAGACUUCAUGGGGCUGAAAGAUCUGAUCCAUUUAUCCCUCAGUGGCCUGCAUGGCUUGGAAGAGUUCUCUCCUUAUAGCUUCAAGGAACUACCAGCCCUCCAAGUACUGGAUUUAUCCAACAAUCCCAACCUGAAGUCACUGACUGCUGAAGUGAUCUUUGGGCUGAACUCCCUACAAGAGCUCAACCUCUCCGGCACAGGCGUGUCGUCCUUGCCAAAGACUGUGCUGAAAUACCUGCCUUCCAUCAAAAGCAUCACCUUGGGGAAGAACAUACAGUGUCUUAAGACCAUCAAAGAAGGACAGUACCACCGACAAAUCGGGCUGACCAAAAAAGAGGUCCUCAGUUGCCACGAUAGCCACGGAUCCGUAGCAGCAGCACCUUAUGUUUUGUGAUGAAAGCUGGGGAGAAGGUGGGGAAGGGAGGGUGGGGGGCCAUGGGGUUUGUACAGGAUCGGACUGAGAGGGUUUGCAGUGUGCCUUUUGUAAGACUGCCAAUAAUUUAUAUAUUUGUAUAAGCCAA
Molecule: messenger RNA, 1947 nt
Organism: Pezoporus flaviventris
Lineage: Eukaryota; Metazoa; Chordata; Aves; Psittaciformes; Psittacidae
Gene: TSKU
Product: tsukushi, small leucine rich proteoglycan
Exons: 3
Coding region: 762-1820 (352 amino acids)
Cellular component (GO): extracellular matrix
Molecular function (GO): protein binding
Source: RefSeq, a predicted model, not a curated record